Molecule: messenger RNA, 4760 nt
Organism: Enhydra lutris kenyoni (northern sea otter)
Lineage: Eukaryota; Metazoa; Chordata; Mammalia; Carnivora; Mustelidae
Product: GDNF inducible zinc finger protein 1
Exons: 9
Coding region: 835-2880 (681 amino acids)
Biological process (GO): negative regulation of transcription by RNA polymerase II; regulation of immune system process; regulation of cytokine production
Molecular function (GO): protein binding
Source: RefSeq, a predicted model, not a curated record
UGGACACCACCUCCGCCCGCGCUGACCCCGGACGUCACGAGCCGCGAAGGGCACAAACUGAAUCAGAAAAAUUGCACUGAAAGAGAGGAAGCUGAGAGACCUGAGUGCCAGGGUCUGCUGGAUUAUCUGUGAAGAAAUGAGAGCCAAUGGAAGGUUUGGAGGAACAUCACAGAACACCAGCUGUGAACAAAGUGGGCUUUUAAUGUAACUGAAGAGACCCUGCUGGUGAUCUGAGUGACCCAAUAACUACUGUGUGGGAAACAAAAGACCAAGUAGAGAAGUGGCCACAUGUCUGCAGUCAACAAUAGAGCAUGCACACUGACUGAACACAUGUUCCAUGGUAGAGAGGAAUAAGCAUGCCUUCUUUAUCUCCUUUUACUUUCUUUUUACUGAAAAAUAAGACACAGAUACAGAAAACUACAUAAAACAAAUAUUAAGCUUAGUAACAGACCCACUUGUAACCACCACCCAGGUUGAGACAGAUGUGCAGCCACUCCAGCAGCCUGUCCUGUGCCCACCCCAGAGCCGCUACUCUACACCCAGGAGGUCUCUGAAUGAAAAAUACAUGAAUCCAGACAAGACAAAAACUGCAGCCAGUGUGCUGGGUGGUGGUCCCACUUACCAGCUGAUCAGGGGCAAGACAUGAUGAAACAGAUGUACCUGGAGGAACACAGGGGCAGCAUCAGAUCCUGGAUCAGCAGGAGCCAAUCACAGGGAAUCUGCUGGCUGUGAAGAGGAGGGAGCAAAUUCAUUUAAUGCAAAUUUGAAGAAGAGAGGAAAGAUGAAAAUGAUGAUGGAGAAGAACAUGGAGAGCUGUCAUACGAAAGAAGAAACAUGGAAAGUGGUGCAGUUCUGCUGGAAUCCAAAUCCUCACCAUUCAACCUUCUGCAUGAAAUGCAUCAGCUACGCCUUCUUGGUCACCUGUGUGAUGUGACUGUCAGCGUGGAGUACCAGGGCGUCCGUGAAGAGUUCAUGGCUCAUAAGGCGGUGUUGGCAGCCACCAGCAAAUUCUUUAAGGAGAUGUUCCUUAAUGAGAAGACUGUGGAUGGUACGAGGACUAACGUCUAUCUAAAUGAAGUACAAGUUGUUGACUUUGCCUCAUUUCUCGAGUUUGUGUACACUGCAAAGGUACAGGUAGAAGAAGAUCGGGUGCAGCGAAUGCUGGAAAUGGCUGAGAAACUAAAAUGUCUGGACUUAUCAGAGACUUGUUUUCAGUUGAAGAAACAGAUGUUAGAAUCUGUACUUCUGGAGUUGCAGAACUUCUCUGAGUCUCAGGAGGCAGAAGGGAGCAGUGGCUCCCAAGCUGCUGUUGCUCCUGACCCCAGGGCAAGUUCCCCCGGGGACAGUCCUCUCACUAAUGGCCUUGGGGAUUCCUCAGAUCCCCUAGUAGAGACAAUCAGCAAUGGCGUGUUGCCAGAUAUGCCCCUGAAGAAGUCCAAGGAGAAACCUGACAAGAAAAAAGAUGCAAUCAAGCCUCCCUACCCCAAAAUCAGAAGGGCCAGUGGAAGGCUGGCUGGAAGAAAGGUGUUUGUGGAAAUUCCUAAAAAGAAAUACACAAGAAGGCUUCGAGAGCAGCAGAAAAGUGCCGAGGACGACAUGGGGGACUGCCGAAGCCCCGAGGACCCCAACCCAGAGGCCAUGGGAGCAGAGGUGGAGCCCGUCACAAAGCGUGAGGAGGGCGGAAUGGUAGUGGAGGCGGCCCAGGAGCUGCCAAAAGCAGGCAGCAGGGAGGACGCAGGCCGCGUGGAGGAGGAUGACGACGAGGAGGAGGAGGGUGAGAAGAGGAAGAGCAACUUCAAGUGCACUAUCUGUGAAAAAGCCUUUCUGUAUGAGAAGAGCUUCCUGAAACAUAUCCGGCACCACCACGGGGUGGCCACUGAGGUGGUUCAUCGCUGUGACACAUGCGGCCAGACCUUUGCCAACCGCUGCAACCUCAAGAGCCACCAGCGCCAUGUGCACAGCAGCGAGCGCCACUUCCCAUGCGACCUGUGCGGCAAGAAGUUCAAGCGGAAGAAGGACGUCAAGCGGCAUGUGGUGCAGGUGCACGAGGGUGGUGGCGAGCGCCACCAGUGCCAGCAGUGCGGCAAGGGCCUGAGCUCCAAGACGGCGCUGCGGCUGCAUGAGCGGACGCACACGGGUCACAAGCCAUAUGGCUGCACCGAGUGCGAGGCCAAGUUCUCGCAGCCCUCGGCGCUGAAGACCCACAUGAGAAUUCAUACAGGGGAAAAACCUUUUGUCUGUGAUGAAUGUGGUGCAAGAUUCACUCAGAACCACAUGCUGAUUUAUCAUAAAAGGUGUCACACAGGUGAAAGACCUUUCAUGUGUGAAACAUGUGGCAAGAGUUUUGCUUCUAAGGAGUAUUUAAAACAUCACAAUAGAAUCCAUACUGGAUCCAAACCCUUUAAAUGUGAAGUUUGUUUCAGGACUUUUGCCCAGCGGAAUUCACUCUACCAGCACAUUAAAGUCCAUACAGGGGAACGUCCUUAUUGCUGUGACCAGUGUGGGAAGCAGUUCACCCAGCUCAACGCUCUCCAGCGUCACCAUCGCAUCCACACGGGGGAGAAGCCAUUCAUGUGUAACGCGUGCGGGCGGACAUUCACGGACAAGUCCACCCUCCGGCGGCAUACCUCGAUGGCUCGCCCAAGAACGAUGACACGCACAAGACUGAGCAGCCGGAUGAAGAAUAUACGUCAUCCAAACUUUCGGAUAAAUUGCUGUCUUUUGCAGAAAAUGGCCAUUUUCACAACCUCGCCACAGUCCAAGGCAGUGUAUCCACGGUGCAUGAGAACAGUUCUGCAGACCCAGCCUGCAAGUCGGACGAUUGCGUGGUGUCUCAGGACACACUGCUGGCCACCACCAUCAGUGAGCUCAGCGAGCUGACUCCACAGGCAGACACGAUGCCAACACAGCUUCACUCGCUGACCAACAUGGAAUGAGAGCUUUGGUGCCUGCCAGGCAGAUCCUACGCUGCGUCUCCGCAUGUGUGAUUGCUGUAUGCAGGUUCACGUCAGGGGCUAAGACGAAGAACUGUCUGCGAGCAGAGUGGGCAAGAAUACCUUCUGCACAUUUUCCUGAAUCUCUGCUAACUUGCACGUCUUUAUCAAAGCAUUUUUAGAGCUUCCCCUUAAAAAAAUCCCAGUCUGCAUGAUCUCAGCUAUGCUUGAUCGACAAAGCAGUUAACAUGACCUCACUGGAUCCUGGUGCAGGUCAUAUGCAUAACACUUUUCCUGAUGUGUAGGAAGUUUGGACAACUAUGGAACUGUAGAAUACAGAGCCCUGGCCCAGCUCAUGAAGUUAAUGUUAGUGAUCUCCCUGGUCUCUCAGCCUGCCUUACCCCUCUGUGUGGGUUUAGUUCCCUGAUGAUUUUAAGCUAUUUUUCUACCAAGCUGAAAUAAAACUGGGACCAUGUAUUUUCAUGCUCUUUGCUGUUGAACUGAAGCAAGUCGAUUUGCUUGGGGACCCUUGAGUUGGGACUGAAGAAAUGGAUGGUUGCAUUCAUCCUCUUCCACCUCCUGUCUGUAGGCACUAAAAAAGGAAUGACAAAUUGAACACUUGAAAAAUGGCUUUCUGUAAUCUGUACUCACAGCACAUUCACAGCUAGGAAGUUGGCCAUAGAGUAACUGCCAUAGAGUAACUGCUGAAAUGAAGUGUGGCUGUUGGGUUUCAUUCUUAAAGUCUGAUUAGGUAAAAGCUGUCCUACCAAAGAUUCUAGCAGCAAAUGGUGUAGUGUUUUUGCAGAAGUGUAAAAAGUGAAGAGGCUUUAGAACACUUGAAACACUGUGGAGUCCUUUUAUUCACAAGUAGCAAUGAGGUGAUCUGGCAAAUCUUAGAACACAGAGUAUUAGUAUUUUUGGCUAGGUUUUCCUGACUUAACUCUGUGACUUUUAGAAAUGCAGAAUUUCUCUUUUAUGUAUCAAGAGCUUGAAACAGGCGAGUAGUUCCCUCACAUUUCUUUCAUUGGGAACAUGUGAGCACAUAAGCAGAAGGGACCAAAACCCUUGGAACUUUUCUUUGAUUAUGCCUUAAGAGUGGAUUGUGAAGAACCAGGAACUUUGCCUUCAGUGCUCCUGUGGCUGGCUCAUGCUGGCCUUCUGCUUAAAAUGAAUUUUGCAGUGAAGUUAAUUCUUUAUUUGCUAAGCCUGAUUCUUGGUUCCAGUGGCUUGGGUGUGUGGCCGCAUGCUAAGUGCUUUGACUCACAUGUAACCCUAAACAUAAUAAUUUAAAGAGAGAACCCGAAGAAUUUUUUUGUUCACUAGUUGUUUUCCUUAUAUUUUAAUUUAUUAAACUUGCUGUGAAAACAUGUUCACUUUCUAAGAGAAAGGUACUUUAUCCUAAGUUCCAGGAUAAAGAUACAGCUGUACCAUGCCAGAAACUAAUGUGGGAAGACUCUCCCUAAAUGCUUAUUUUGUUUUAACUUGUAACAUGUUAAGUAAAUACUAAAACCACUCUAAGAUGUUUUAGGUGCUGAUAACAUGUUUCACACUUGCUCUUGAAGAUGGCAGUACUGAAUUUUCAGUGAUGACAGUGUAUCCUGGUUGUGUUUACAGAACAGCAACAGUGAAACUGUCACACAAGCAUUUUACUUUUGGUAAGAAUGAGCCUGCCCAGCUGAUGUACUGUUUCAUGGAAUAAAGUCAUCUUAAUGGAAGGAAUUUAAAUAAUAGAUUAUUUUGUUACCUACUGGAAGAAUUUUUGUCUUGAAUUUGUUUCUUUAGAAUUCUACAAAAAAAUCGUUUAAUGUGUUAAUAAAUGUUUGCUUU